UACAGUUCCAGUCGCUGGUCCAUUUCUCGUCCUUAAUGCUGGAUUUAGCAAAGCCUGCGAUGGUAUCGAAGACUUGCAUCCUUCUGCUCGCCUGUCUCUGCACGACCUUCGUGAGUUUAGGCUCAGGCUCAGAGGCAGAACACAAAUUAUUCUCUGUCAUAUUUGAGAAGUACAAUCAAUACAUCCGUCCAGUGGAGAAUGUGUCAGACCCCGUUGUUGUCCAUUUUGAAGUCUCCAUGUCUCAGCUUGUUAAAGUGGAUGAAGUGAACCAAAUAAUAGAGACAAAUCUGUGGCUCAGACAUAUCUGGAAUGACUAUAAGCUAAAGUGGAACCCGAGUGAAUAUGGAGGUGUUGAAAUUAUCAGAGUGCCUUCUGACAAAAUCUGGAGACCGGAUAUCGUCCUCUACAAUAAUGCUGUAGGAGAUUUUCUAGUAGAUGACAAGACCAAAGCUGUUGUUCGUUAUAAUGGUGAUGUGACCUGGAUGCCUCCUGCAAUCUUCAAGAGUUCCUGCAAAAUUGAUGUCACUUACUUUCCUUUUGAUUAUCAAAACUGUACAAUGAAGUUUGGCUCCUGGACAUACGACAAAGCAAAAAUAGAUCUUGUACUCAUUGGUUCCACAAUCAACCUCAAGGACUUCUGGGAGAGUGGCGAGUGGAUGAUCAUUGAUGCACCAGGCUACAAGCAUGACAUCAAAUAUAACUGUUGUGAAGAAAUCUAUCCAGAUAUUACUUACUCCUUGUACAUCCAACGGCUCCCUUUGUUUUACACAGUCAACAUGAUAAUACCAUGUCUUCUGAUUUCCUUCUUGACUAUUCUGGUUUUCUACUUGCCCUCCGAUUGUGGGGAGAAGGUGACCCUCUGUAUCUCUGUGCUUUUGUCCCUGACUGUCUUCCUCCUUGUGAUUACUGAGACCAUCCCGUCCACAUCUUUAGUCAUUCCUUUAAUUGGGGAGUAUCUUCUUUUCACCAUGAUUUUUGUUACCCUGUCAAUUGUUAUCACUGUAUUCGUGCUAAACGUUCACUACCGAACUCCCCAAACUCACACCAUGCCCCAGUGGGUUAGGACUGUGUUCCUCCAUUUCUUUCCCAAUGUGAUGUUCAUGACACGGCCAAAGAAAGAAGCAGAAAAGCCAUCAUCUCACCACCCCCACCAGUCAUUUCAGCCCACGUUUCAUUAUUCACACCAAACACAGCAGAAAAAAAUGUCAUCAUCUGGUCAUCAGAGACAACCAAUUUUCAUCGAUACAGAACUCUCUGAAUUAAGUGGUGUUGAUUGGAAGACUAAUGCUGAUGCUAAGAGUAGGUCCAUGGAAGGCGUCUUUUGCCAGCAAGGGCAUUGCUGUUGGAACCAAAAUUGCACUGUGCACUCUUCUGAGUCUCAAGGAGAUGACGUGCAGGAAGCCAUGGGUACUUCAGACUUUCUCUGCACCUUUCUCAGUGUCUCUGCUCUGUCCCAUGAAGUUGGUGAAGCCAUUGACAGUGUUCGGUACAUUGCCGAGAAUAUGAAAUUGCGCAAUGAAGCAAAAGAGAUCCAGGAUGACUGGAAGUAUGUUGCAAUGGUGAUUGACCGGAUCUUCCUGUGGGUCUUCAUCUUAGUGUGCAUCUUAGGAACAGCAGGGCUCUUUCUUCAACCCUUGCUGGUGGCAGAUGAUCCUUAAUCUAAGAAAUGGCAUUAGGAUUUAGACAAUCUUAAACAAAAAUGAGUGUAAUAUUAAACCAAAUUUAACCUGUGUACAACUAUACUACAUAGAAACAAAGUUAGAAAGGUUAAAGUUAACUGAUGUAAACGUUGGAACAUUUCACAUUUUUAUAGUUACUUCAUCCAAUAGUCUUCUAUCAAAUUUUGUUUACUAAUUUUUUUUAAGAAUGAGUCAUAUUUAAAAAUAACAGCAAUAAUAGACUGCAAUGGCACGUGUUAGUAGACCACAUUAAAUAUGCAUUUUUUAACAGCUCUUUACAAUGUCGUGUAGUGAAAAACGUAACCUAAACCAUCAUUCAUCUUCUGACUCAAGACUCAGAUGGCCAGUGAGGAAAAAGCGCCAUUACACCCAACUCAUGCUCACUUCUAGGACUACUUUGGGGUUCAGAUAUGUGCUUCACUCUGAGUACUCUCCUGCAGUACCGGCAAUCCUGAGCCUCAAGUAUUGUUUGAAGGUGCCAUGGCAAUGAUGUCUAAGGCCACAUAGACACUUCAAAUGACCCCGUUUAGAUUUUUUUUCCUCAUAUGUGACUCAGAUCUAAUAUUUGUAACAUGGGGUUAACAAUAAAAAGUAUUUGGAAUCACAA
Polypterus senegalus (gray bichir) is the source of this 2286-nucleotide messenger RNA. Its product is annotated as neuronal acetylcholine receptor subunit alpha-3-like. Gene Ontology annotation, biological process: regulation of membrane potential; nervous system process; monoatomic ion transmembrane transport. The record is from RefSeq and is a predicted model, not a curated record. NCBI's taxonomy places the organism in Eukaryota, Metazoa, Chordata, Cladistia, Polypteriformes, Polypteridae. The transcript is spliced from 6 exons. Gene Ontology annotation, molecular function: acetylcholine-gated monoatomic cation-selective channel activity; transmembrane signaling receptor activity. Gene Ontology annotation, cellular component: postsynaptic membrane; neuron projection; synapse. The coding region runs from base 36 to 1658 and encodes 540 amino acids.